This is a messenger RNA of Sorghum bicolor (sorghum), 1284 nucleotides long. Its product is annotated as nucleolar protein 58. Lineage: Eukaryota; Viridiplantae; Streptophyta; Magnoliopsida; Poales; Poaceae. Bases 290 to 1057 code for a protein of 255 amino acids. The transcript has 4 exons. The record is from RefSeq and is a predicted model, not a curated record.
CCUUGCAGCGCAGCGCCGACGCUCUAUCUUCCUCGCAGCCCCGCUCAGGCUCGGUCCUCAGCGCAGAUCCAGUCUCGGCGGUCCCAGGUCGGAUCUUCCGCGCGUCGUCCAGCGGAAGAUCCCAGUCUCGGCGGCGGCCCCUCGACGGCGUCCAGCGACGGAGAGGCAGUCCCAGUCUCGGCGGCGGCGUCGGCGGCUCCCCCUCCCGCCUCUCGCCAGUCGCCUCGCGCCUUCGCCUCCGUCCUCCGCGCACCGGCCGGCGACCCUGGUUGUUGCUUGGAGUUAGACAAUGGAUCUGGAGACAGAGAAUCGUCUCGCUUCUUUGCUAAUUGAAGAGGCUCGGAGAUUGCAGUUGGAGGCUGACAGGGAAGGUGUUCAUGCAUAUCUUCGAAAACCUAAUGUUAGGCAUCGUCCAAACUCACGGUUCCUCACAGCCACGGUUCGUGGAGUUCAGCAAGCAAACCGUGUUGUGGAGGUCAAUGAAAUGUGGCGUGCCAGGGAAAAGGAACUGGAGUUAGAGUCAAAGGUGAAAAGCAGAAGUAACGAUCGUGAUGAUUUUAGAGGUGAGAAGCGCAAAAGUGAAUUGAGAAACCAUAGCUCCAGCUCAAGGGUCGAACAAGAAGGGACCACUUAUAAUAAUCCUUACUCAGACCAGGAGGAUGGUCUCAGGGAUGAUGAGAUUGAAAGAUUUCUUCAUUCAAGGGCAAAGCGAGGACGUGGGGCUGUUGGUUCUAGGAUGGACGAGCCUGGUCCAUACCUUGAUUCUUUGUCUCGUCAUCAGGACAACGGACCUAGUCCUGACAUACGUGUGGAAGAAAAAUGGGAACGCCGAGUACAAGGUCCAGAGAAGCCGUCAUUUUUGAGGUCCAAGUCUACUGAUGGUCAUUGGCAUAAGGAUACUUUGGAUGGAAGGGCAUCAAGCUCUGAACCACUGUGUAAAAAGGAAAAGAAAAAGAAGUCAGAGAAAAAAGAUAAGAGAGAGAAAAAGAAGGAAAAGGACAAGAAAAAAUACAAACAUCGCGAUCGCCGCGAUCACAUAAGUCGAAGACGAGAGUGAAUGAGUGAUGUUGCCUGCUAGCAGAACAAGAAAAAUGUGCACAAGGGUUGUGUUCUGAAUUGAGAUAGCAGAUUGUUGCUGUAACUUGAAACAUGUAUUGUAUGGAAAUCUCGAUAUCUGUAGAAAUGGACUAUGGUUCUUAUUAUACAGUGUUGUGAUGUCACAUAUUUCUUUGAAGUUUUAUCACUUCGAAGUAGCAUGGUUAACAUCUCAAGGUGUUUGAGGCU